UAUUUAAAUAACUUUGCUUUCAACCCCACUCCGUUCUGACUUCUUUUCUCCGAAGCGUGGCAGCACUGACCUGACGGCGACUACGGCGAGCCAUGCCAUGAGCCAUGAGGCACAAUUACGUUGAAAAUGGCUGCUUAAAUGUAUCGUUAAAAUGUAUGCUGAUAUAACGUGUUAUUUUACAAUGGAAUCCUUUGGAGUUAUUGAGGAAUCAAAGCGUGUUAUUGUGCCUGAAGUGACAACCAUUGCCGGGAAACCAUUGAGAAAAUACAAGAAGUCUGACAAAGCGAAGAAUCCUUUGUCAUAUUGCGUACAAAGUAUCCUACGUGAUCAGGGCUGUCACGGCUGUGGUGGCUAUCUCUGUUCUGAAAGAAGAUUUAUGAGAUCGAAGAGAGAUUUCUGCAGAGUACCAGCCUGUUGAAUAAAAUAUAUUCACUUCCUUGUUAGUCAUGCGUCCCACCCAGAGUUUAUUCGGAGAAACAACAAUGGAGAAAAUGUGUUCCUUGGAUGGGACAUUGAGUAGAAAGGGAACCAUGCCGGGCCCAAAGAAAGAAAGCAUGUUUCACGGCGUUUUCAAUGCUUUGAACGUAGUUUGGGAACAGUUCACGAAAGUUCCUUCAUUCAUAGCUAGGAUUAAUCAUCCAUUGUCCGUAACGAUCGUAAACAAUGACGGUCACAUUCCACAAGACAUUUUAACAAAUUUGACAACUAAAUUAGAGCCAUUGGGCAAUGAGAAUAUGUUCAUUCACAUUAAAGAAUCAUUAAACAUCGUCGAGAGCAUUCAUAACAAUAUGUUUAAUGAGAAACAACCUUGCUUAAGUAGAAAUCUUAAUAAGGGUAUGAAAAGUGGCUUAAAUCUUAGCUCUGAGUAUAUUAAUAACUAUGAAGCUGCAGAAGGAUCUGAUGAUAAAAUGGAAUCUAUAGAGAAAAAUAUUAUUAAGUCCGACCAUAUUUAUUUAUUACCAAAUGAAAAUGUGCUUAAAACAUAUGAAGAAGAAUCUUUUGAACUCGUCUGUCCUGAGCUAAGAGUAGAGGAGAAUCCAAGCAUAGAAUCUACUGAGGAAUAUUGUAAUAGUAAAAGCACUUGUAACGAACUAUUUCCUAAUAGCAGUGCAGAUAAUAAAACUUUGCAAACCGUUUCGACAUCCGAUUCAAAUAUGCAGACAAUUGAACAAGCUUCAGUCUCAAAUAUGAUCACAAAUAUGAUACAAAAAGUUUUCGGCGGUGAUCGAACUUGCAGGACAGAUUCUAUGGAAUCGGACACAAUAUCGAAACGAUCAAACGGCUCGCCGAAGCAGCGAAGAAGACUGAACGCCGUGGCAAAGGGCAGAGGUCGAGGGCGAGGGAAGUCGCAACUUAGACGUUCCGGAGUUAGUCAAACGAGGCACAGAAAGGAACGUACCAAACACGACAUAGCCGCUGACAUAGAAACGGAACUGAGAUGCUGGCAAGACUUCGAUAUUUACGACACAAUGGAAACCACAGAAUCGGAGGAUUGCUUUAAUUUCAACGAGAACGCGGCGGAUACUUUGCAAUAUGUUGUAGAAGAGUCUGUCAGCUCUGUAGCAUACAUUUUCUCAUUAGACGAUGUGAAACCGAAAAUUCAGAAGUCGAAGACGCGUAAAAACUGCGAGCAGGCAACAAAGUAUUCCGGAAAUAUGGAAAGUAUACCCGAAUGCACCGAACGAACGAAUUACUGCGACUUCGAUUUCAUCGAGAACAAAAAUAAUUUAUGUAAGAAUGCGUUUCGAUCGCGUCUGAUGUCGGAGAGUUCUAUCGAUUCAGAAGACAGUUAUUGCAUAGUAUUCGAGACUGGCUCUGAAGUAACUUACGACAGUGAUCUUGAGGACAGCGUGGAGAGCGAUACAGAGUCGAGCGAUGAUGAGGAAACUUGUAAAGACCGAGGAUGCGUAUCUCCGGUUGCAAAAGUGAAGUUUGACUUGAAUCCUGUGGUUCACGUAAUGGUACAGUGGGAUUAUGCUUAUCGUGCGGCUCGUAAGGGUCCAUGGGAGGAGAUGGCUAGAGACAGAGAGCGUUUCCGAGGCCGCAUAAAUUGUAUAGAACGUGUUCUUAAUCCGAUAUUAACUUCCCAGCACAGAAAUCAUAUUUGGCAAGAACGAUUCGCGGCGAACGAGUAAAAUUCAUAUUCACCGUUCCUUUAAGGUAAACGAAUCACACGAAAUAGGAGAAGAAAUGAUGCAUGAUCAUAAGAGAAAACGUGUAUAAUAAUACUUCCAGAAUGACAAAAUAGGCUGUGAAUUAAUAGUGUACUAUGUUGCAUUAAAAUACAAUUUGUACAUUAGUGGCGCAAAUAAAUUAUUUGCUUAUUUCAUUACAAUAAUAUGAUCGGUAUAAAUUAUACGCUCGUUUCCACUCAAAAUCUAAACACUACACGUCGUUUCCUAGUCUUUUAUCUCUCGUAGUGUUCUUUUGAAUUAAAUUAGGUGAUCCGUUCUUUAAGAUGUAUUAUCAACAAAAUAUUUAAAGAUAGAAAUUUUAUAUUGCCUAAUUUUAUUCGUACAGAGUAGCACUGUAAAUAUGGAAAGAAGACUUUCCCUUUUCCAUAAACGUUUGGAAGAACUAUAGGUAACUAACAUCAGGUAACUCAUAUAUAAAUACAUAUAUAUAUUUUUUCAGUUAAAUUAAAACGUACCUGUCUAAGUUACAAAAAUAAUUGUUUAAUAGAUUUGUAUACUAGUCAUUGAACAAUCAUAGUUACACUAAGAAAGAUUUAUCGGUGGUUACUAAUUAUUCAGGUUUCUCCUUUUUAAUGUGCGUCAUGUCUUCUUCUGUGUGAUCGUUCUACAUGAAUCAUAAGUAUCGGAGGCAAGUGGUUAAAUCAUAGAGACAUAAGAAUUUCUUCUGUCUCUACAGAUUAAACGGUAGCAAAUAUAAAUAAGUAGACAAUUUGUAUAACGAACUAAUGUAUAAAUAUAGUGUUCAGUUUUCUAGCGACGUACGAAUAAAAUAGUCCGCAAUAACACUAUUUUCAACAAGUCUAUGUAUAUAAACUGUGUAUAAACAAUGUCUACCUAUUUUUAUUGCACAACGACACAACAUAUAUUUACUAGUACAUACACAUUACAGAAAUUAUGGUUUCUCAUCAAAGCCGCGAACACUUUUAUACGAGAAUAUUUCGGAUCUUCUGAUAGAUAAUCUUAGACUGAAAUAGUGUCUAGCAUUUGGGAGAAAUAAUUUUAGAUAGUAGUGUUUGAGAUUUCUUAUCACAAAAUUUCUAAUUAACACACGACUGUUGCUGUAUUCUAUUCUAGUUAUUAUAAUUCUCGAAAAAUAUAAGUAUAUCAGUUCGAUUAUGUAUCGCGUUGAAAGAUAAGUUUUAAUUGUUGUACAUACGUACGGAUAACGAAUCAAACGUCGCGUAUUGAUAGGAUUAAAGAUUUUAAUUGCAACUGUAAUUAACGUAUAUAUGAUAAAUAGAAAUAGUUUUAGUUGAUAAAUAUUUCAUUUACGUUUCAGUAUAUUCAAUAAUUUUCUUUUACAUUAUCAGCUCGCAUAUAGUUUAAUAAUUUAUAAAUUUCGUUAUGCACAAAAACGAACCAUGAGGUGUAAAUUAGGGGAGAGGCUUCUACCUGCCUAGCUUGCCAUGUGAUUUGCAAUUAAUUUUCGUGUAUGUGCACAAGCGAUGGUUUAUGUGACGCAGUAAAAUAAUUAGUGUGUAAUCUGCUUCGCUUUCCAUUUAUUUAACAGUUUUCGCUGUUAAUAGCUUAAUAAUUAUUUUCAUUAGUGAAACAGUUAAGAGUAAAAGCCGUAGCCGCACGUGUCUACAGAAUUUUUAAUUUAAGGAAAGCUAGGAUAAUAUUUUCGCUCUAGAAUCUAACGCGACAUGUAUGUAAACAGAGUGUAUAAAUAUAUGUAUAUAUUCGAUUGAAUAAACGCAUUUGAUGAGAGUCAUAACGUAAAGAAAUUUA
This is a messenger RNA of Ceratina calcarata, 3926 nucleotides long. It is a transcript of the gene PPP1R15, whose product is annotated as Protein phosphatase 1 regulatory subunit 15. The record is from RefSeq and is a predicted model, not a curated record. Gene Ontology annotation, molecular function: protein phosphatase regulator activity. Gene Ontology annotation, cellular component: protein phosphatase type 1 complex; endoplasmic reticulum. Gene Ontology annotation, biological process: response to endoplasmic reticulum stress. Lineage: Eukaryota; Metazoa; Arthropoda; Insecta; Hymenoptera; Apidae. The transcript is spliced from 4 exons. The coding region runs from base 447 to 2135 and encodes 562 amino acids.